AUGGAUGAUAUUCUGGACGAGGUCAUCAAACAGCAUCAAGCCAACCGCGAAAAUGGGAAAGUGGGGAAUGCUGAGUCGGAAGAUGAAGAUAUUAUUGAUGUUCUGCUUCGACUGCAGGAAAGUGGCAACCUCCAAGUUCCAAUCACAACUAGAAACAUCAAAGCUCUCCUUCUAGAUAUUUUCAAUGCCGGAACUGAUAAUUCAUCAGUAACAGUCCAAUGGGCCAUGUCAGAAUUGAUGAGGCAACCAAACCUAAUGGCAAAGGCACAAGACGAAGUAGACAAAUCUGUGAGGGAAAAAGGACAAUCGAGGAGGCCGAUAUGGAAAAGUUGA
This is a messenger RNA of Coffea eugenioides, 333 nucleotides long. Its product is annotated as cytochrome P450 71D8-like. Gene Ontology annotation, molecular function: iron ion binding; monooxygenase activity; oxidoreductase activity, acting on paired donors, with incorporation or reduction of molecular oxygen. Lineage: Eukaryota; Viridiplantae; Streptophyta; Magnoliopsida; Gentianales; Rubiaceae. Bases 1 to 333 code for a protein of 110 amino acids. The transcript is spliced from 2 exons. The record is from RefSeq and is a predicted model, not a curated record.